This is a messenger RNA of Racocetra persica, 184 nucleotides long. NCBI's taxonomy places the organism in Eukaryota, Fungi, Glomeromycota, Glomeromycetes, Diversisporales, Gigasporaceae. The record is from the annotation of a GenBank genome assembly.
AUGCCUUCACCAACCUUUUCGCAAUCGCAACCAAGUUCAAAAGCCAACACUAACAAUGAAUUAGUGUUCGAAGUGGUAGUUCCACCCUCGCCUACCGAGACGGCUACUCACCAACCGUUGAGGACCCGUACAAAACGUAUCAAUUGUAAUCAUACAAAUGGAAGGAUUUUUUGGAUUCCAGAAG